AUGUUCUCUUUCAAUCCGUUUACCCAUUUUGCAAGUCCUGCCAAAACACAAGAAGACAAGAACCUUACCAACUUGUUGGAGUCCGAGUCCAAAGUCGCUUCCCAGUGGCUGCAGUUGGCACACAGUCGUCGUGUGUCUGCUAAUCAGCUCAUGACCUACGGACGCCCAUUAGGCGACGAUCUGACAGACGUCACAACAAAGCUAGGCAACCUGUUGAUCCAAUGGUCCAAUAUCAUGAUCGAUUUCUCAGACAGCUACAAACAGUAUCAGGCUACCAUGAAAACGAUUGCCGAACGCGAAAGCGCAUUGUAUCCGAGUCGAGAGAAGAAACGCCGCUUACAGGAAAGCAUUGAGAAAUUGGAGGAAAACCAUCCCGGCGCGGUAGACAAGCUCAUGGAUCUAAAGUCGCAACUUGCCGAAUUGGAACAGUUUACCGAACCGGAUGAAGUGGAAAUGGCCAAUUUUAAACGUAUAGCCGCUCGUGAAGCAUUCUAUUUACUGCUCAAUGGCAUGCAUGAAAUGGCUAGUAAAACGGAUAUCGUUGCCUCCUUUGGUAAAUACAUUGUCGACGAGUUGGAUGUGACUCCUGUAAAAUCGAACAACGAACGACGGCCCUAUCAAGGCACGGAACAAACAAACCGUGUCGUUGAGGAUGCCUGUCAAGCGAUACAAGACUGGAAACCCGACAGUGCCAAAGUUCGCCGCACCUUGACAUCUCAUCACGGAAGCAAUCCUUUGCUAACGCGUCGCAAGAAACGGGAAAAUGGCACCGAGAAAGACCUGCCGCCAACACCUUUGCCAUCGUCAGAAACGGCCGCCGAGCACGAACAGUCCGUCAGUGAUUCAGAACAGUUGACGGCAAAUGAGACUACAACUGCUGAUGAAACAGCGGAAGAGGAGACUGUGGCAGAAGAUGAAGAUAUUGAUGGUGUUGACGCGUCAGAUACCGUCGACGAUCCAUCUACCACCGCCGAGGAGGACAUUUCUGGAGUCGCUCCUUCCCCUGUAACAAGCGAAACUUCUUUUUACAAGCCCGAUGACGUCCGCGAGCACGAAACUGGUGAACCUUCUUCACCAUUGCCGCAGGGCCCCGUAUCCGAAGAAUCCCACGGAAUGCCACGAUCGCCCUUACUCUCGCCUCAUAGUCCCAAUGUCGGCGGCUUCUCGCCUAUUUACCUUGGGCUCCCAGAACAUCAAAAGCUUUACCAAUUUUACCAAAACUAUACCCCGCCCAAGCCGUAUGAGGAGAUGGCCCAAUUGCUGAGUCCUCAUGCUGUCUUUACACCAGCCUAUCGCCAUCACGCUCACAGCAACAGCAUGGAUUCUGCAAACCGGGCCGAUCCAGGAGGUUUUGUCUUGCCUUUUCAAAAUCCAAACAACCAACCACAUCACCAACGCUCCACAUCCAUUUCCAGCAAUACCAGUUUCCACUCCAACAGUGCCCACGAAGAUCACACCGCUCAUUCGUCUGACCUUGCCUUGAGCAAAGAUACCGAAGCGGAUGCCUAG
This is a messenger RNA of Radiomyces spectabilis, 1509 nucleotides long. RefSeq names its product Eisosome component PIL1-domain-containing protein. The record is from RefSeq and is a predicted model, not a curated record. The coding region runs from base 1 to 1509 and encodes 502 amino acids. Gene Ontology annotation, biological process: endocytosis; eisosome assembly; negative regulation of protein kinase activity. Lineage: Eukaryota; Fungi; Mucoromycota; Mucoromycetes; Mucorales; Radiomycetaceae. Gene Ontology annotation, molecular function: lipid binding. The transcript is spliced from 4 exons. Gene Ontology annotation, cellular component: plasma membrane; eisosome filament.